Molecule: messenger RNA, 4964 nt
Organism: Arachis ipaensis
Lineage: Eukaryota; Viridiplantae; Streptophyta; Magnoliopsida; Fabales; Fabaceae
Gene: PUR4
Product: purine biosynthesis 4
Biological process (GO): 'de novo' IMP biosynthetic process
Cellular component (GO): cytoplasm
Molecular function (GO): phosphoribosylformylglycinamidine synthase activity
Source: RefSeq, a predicted model, not a curated record
UCACAGUUGAAUAAUUCGAAGAGACCUGAGAAAAUCACUUAGCAGGGUUUUGGUGUCUCACUCAAAACACUAACACACGCCGCACCCUCUCUGCUACCUUCCUCCACUCACCACUCGCCGUCGCCGACGAAGGCACCAGGUCCACCCUCCGUCGCUAAUAGCUCACACCACAGCCUCAAAGCAAACAGCAAUUCCAGCAAGUGCACACCAGGCUUCAGACCAGGGCAGUUACGUGUUGUGGUCUCUCUGCUGCAGCCGCGGGCGGUAGCUCUCUCCCUCUUUGCCAGCCGCUGGCACGUCACUUCAUUGACUAGUCAGCUUCUCACUCUAUAGCUGCUAUAUUCUUUCUAACUUGAUCAAGGACAUGGUGGGUGUUAAGGAUAUUGGGGUGUCUGAAUUCCUUCAGGGUACCUGUAGGCAAUCUUUGUUUUUGGUGAAGAAGUCUCAGAAUCAAAGGAGUCAUUUGCUUUGGGGUACACUUGGGAAUAGGAGGCGGGCUCAAGGUUCAACUUGGAGAGCUUCUUCUUUAAGGUGCCAAGCACAGGAAAACCCUAGAGCUGUGGUUUCAGGGGCUGUGACAAGUUCAGUAGAGGAGCAACCUAGCUUGGUUGAGAAGCCUGCCUCUGAAGUCUUUCAUUUGUAUCGUGUCCCAUUUAUUCAAGAAAAUGCAGCUGCUGAACUUCUCAGGGAUGCUCAAACAAAAAUCUCUAAUCAGAUUGUGGAUCUGCAGACAGAGCAAUGUUAUAAUAUUGGCCUUGUUUCACAACUUUCAAGCAUGAAGCUUUCAGUCCUUAAAUGGCUUCUCCAAGAAACUUUUGAGCCUGAGAAUCUGGGCACUGAUAGCUUUCUCGACAAAAGGGGGAAGGAGGGCUUGACUGUUAUAAUAGAGGUUGGCCCGAGGUUGUCGUUUACGACAGCAUGGUCUUCAAAUGCAGUGGCCAUUUGCCAAGCAUGUGGUUUGACUGAAGUUACCCGUUUGGAACGAUCAAGGAGGUACUUGUUGUACACUACAAGUGAAUUGCAGGAUCACCAAAUCAGUGAAUUCGCAUCUAUGGUACAUGACAGGAUGACUGAAUGUGUUUAUACUCAGAAGUUAACAUCCUUCGAGACCAAUGUUGUUCCAGAGGAGAUUCGUUAUAUUCCUGUUAUGGAGAAGGGUAGAAAGGCACUAGAAGAGAUUAAUCAAAAGAUGGGUUUAGCCUUUGAUGAGCAGGAUCUAGAAUACUAUACUAAACUUUUCAAAGAAGACAUAAAGCGGAACCCAACAAAUGUGGAGUUAUUUGACAUUGCACAGUCCAACAGCGAGCAUAGCAGGCACUGGUUUUUCACUGGAAAGAUUUUCAUUGAUGGACAGCUCAUGAAUAGGACUCUUAUGCAAAUUGUGAAAAGUACUUUACAGGCAAAUCCAAAUAAUUCUGUUAUUGGCUUCAAGGAUAACUCUAGUGCUAUCAGGGGUUUUCCAGUAAAGCAGCUACGACCUGUUGAACCUGGUUCAUCAUGCCCAUUAAGCUUGAUAUCACGUGAUUUAGAUAUCUUGUUUACAGCUGAAACACAUAAUUUCCCAUGUGCAGUGGCACCUUAUCCUGGUGCAGAAACAGGUGCAGGAGGUCGCAUUAGAGAUACACAUGCAACAGGUAGGGGGUCUUUUGUCCAAGCAGCUACAGCUGGUUAUUGUGUUGGGAAUCUUAACACACCUGGGUUUUAUGCUCCGUGGGAAGAUCCAUCUUUUACAUAUCCUUCAAAUUUGGCAUCACCUCUCCAGAUCCUUAUUGAUGCUAGUAAUGGUGCAUCAGACUAUGGGAACAAAUUUGGGGAGCCCUUGAUCCAGGGCUUCUGUAGAACUUUUGGAAUGAGACUUCCUAGUGGAGAUAGGCGGGAAUGGUUAAAGCCGAUCAUGUUUAGUGCAGGAAUUGGGCAGAUUGACCACCAUCAUAUAUCAAAGGGAGAUCCUGAAAUUGGAAUGUUGGUUGUGAAGAUUGGAGGUCCUGCUUAUCGUAUUGGAAUGGGAGGUGGGGCAGCCUCAAGUAUGGUCAGUGGGCAAAAUGAUGCAGAGCUUGAUUUCAAUGCUGUACAACGUGGGGAUGCUGAGAUGUCACAGAAGCUAUAUCGUCUUGUCCGUGCCUGUAUUGAGAUGGGGGAUAAAAAUCCAAUUAUCAGCAUUCACGAUCAAGGAGCUGGUGGUAACUGCAAUGUUGUAAAGGAAAUUAUAUAUCCAAAGGGUGCUGAGAUAGAUGUUCGAGCCAUUGUGGUCGGUGAUCAUACAAUGUCUGUUCUGGAAAUCUGGGGUGCAGAGUAUCAGGAGCAAGAUGCAAUCUUGGUGAAGCCUGAAAGUCGUGAGCUCUUACAAUCUAUCUGUAAAAGGGAAAAGGUUUCAAUGGCUGUGAUUGGUACUAUUAGUGGCGAUGGACGUGUUGUAUUAGUGGAUAGCUUAGCAACUCAGAAGUGUCUAUCAGAAGGACUUCCUCCACCUCCCCCUGCUGUGGAUCUUGAACUGGAGAAAGUCCUUGGUGACAUGCCAAAGAAAUCUUUUGAAUUUCAUCGGGUUGUUCAUGAGCGGGAACCACUUGAUAUUGCCCCUGGGACCACUGUAAUAGAUUCUUUGAAGAGGGUAUUGAGUUUGCCAUCUGUCUGUUCAAAGCGCUUCUUAACAACAAAAGUUGAUAGGUGUGUCACUGGUCUUGUGGCCCAGCAGCAAACAGUUGGCCCUUUGCAGAUUACCCUUGCCGAUGUUGCUGUUACAGCUCAAACUUUUACUGGUGUAACUGGAGGUGCAUGUGCCAUUGGGGAACAGCCAAUCAAAGGGUUGUUAAACCCCAAAGCAAUGGCAAGAUUAGCUGUUGGAGAAGCACUGACAAAUCUUGUAUGGGCAAAGGUCACUUCCCUUUCUGAUGUUAAGGCAAGUGGUAAUUGGAUGUAUGCUGCUAAGCUUGAUGGAGAAGGAGCUGACAUGUAUGAUGCUGCCAUAUCUUUGUCUGAAGCAAUGAUUGAACUUGGUAUCGCUAUUGAUGGAGGGAAAGAUAGCCUUUCUAUGGCAGCUCAUGCUGGAGAAGUUGUCAAGGCUCCUGGAAAUCUUGUAAUUAGUGUUUAUGUUACUUGUCCUGACAUUACAAAAACAGUGACACCAGAUUUGAAACUUGAAGACGAUGGUGUUUUGCUUCACAUUGAUUUAUCAAAAGGAAAGCGGCGAUUAGGCGGAUCUGCUCUUGCACAGGCAUUUGAUCAAGUUGGGGAUGAGUGUCCCGAUCUUGAUGAUGUUCCGUACCUUAAAAAGGUCUUUGAAGGUGUGCAAGACCUUAUUACUGAUGAGCUGAUCUCUGCUGGUCAUGACAUCAGUGAUGGUGGGCUGCUAGUUUGUGCCUUAGAGAUGGCAUUUGCUGGUAAUCGUGGAUUUACUUUGGACUUGACUUCACGAGGUAAGAGCCUUUUCCAAACACUUUAUGCGGAAGAGCUUGGGUUGGUUAUUGAGGUAAGCAAGAAAAAUUUGUCCAUAGUAAUGAACAGAUUGAAUGGAGUGGGGGUUUCGGCUGAGAUCAUAGGUCAAGUUACUAUUGCUCCAUCCAUAGAAGUCAAGGUUGAUGGGGUAAGUUGUUUGAAAGAAGAAACUACCCUCCUUCGGGAUAUGUGGGAAGAAACCAGCUUCCAGCUAGAGAAAUUCCAAAGGCUGGCAGCCUGUGUAGAAAUGGAGAAAGAAGGGCUGAAACAUCGAUAUGAGCCCUCAUGGAAGCUGUCCUUUACGCCUUCCUUCACUGAUGAUAAGUAUUUGUCUGCAACUGUUAAACCUAAAGUAGCGGUGAUUAGAGAAGAAGGGAGCAACGGAGACAGAGAAAUGGCUGCAGCAUUCCAUGCUGCUGGUUUUGAACCAUGGGAUGUUACCAUGUCUGACCUUCUUAAUGGGGCCAGCUCUUUGCAAGAGUUCCGUGGGAUUGUGUUUGUUGGUGGAUUUAGCUACGCAGACGUACUUGAUUCUGCAAAAGGCUGGGCUGCUUCCAUUAGAUUCAAUGAGUCCGUUUUGAAACAAUUCCAGGAGUUUUACAACCGUCCCGACACUUUCAGUCUUGGUGUAUGCAAUGGUUGUCAGCUAAUGGCAUUGUUGGGAUGGGUACCAGGCCCGCAGGUUGGGGGCGUUCUUGGUAACGGCGGCGACCUAUCACAGCCAAGGUUCAUUCACAAUGAAUCAGGACGGUUUGAAUGCCGCUUUACAAGCGUGACAAUAAAGGAUUCGCCGGCUAUAAUGUUCAAAGGUAUGGAAGGUAGUACAUUGGGGGUAUGGGCUGCUCAUGGUGAGGGAAGGGCUUAUUUCCCGGAUAAAGGCAUGUUGGAUCGCACAGUUCAUUCAGAUUUAGCUCCUAUAAGAUAUUGUGAUGAUGAUGGCAAUCCAACAGAGACAUAUCCUUUCAAUGUGAAUGGCUCUCCUUUGGGGGUAGCUGCUAUUUGUUCUCCAGACGGGAGGCAUCUUGCUAUGAUGCCUCAUCCAGAGCGUUGCUUCUUAAUGUGGCAGUUUCCAUGGUAUCCGAAGCAUUGGGAUGUGGACAAGAAGGGUCCUAGCCCGUGGUUGCGCAUGUUCCAGAAUGCAAGAGACUGGUGUUCCUGAGAUGAAUAUAUUUAUGGAUUUCAGCUGCAGAACAAGUCAUGGAAAAAAGAUGAAAAAUCAAGAAGACCAUGGACAUUAGAAGAAGACAAAUUCAAAUGGUAUUAGGGAACUUACCUGGAUAGUAUAUAGUGGUUAUAAUAAUGUCGUACUAUCCAUUCAAUUCUUAGGAGUUUCUCUUUAUUACUUUUAUAGCUAUGACACAUCUUAAGGUGCCUUUGUUCCUAGUGUUGAGUGUAAUACAACCUAGUAAAUGCCCCCAUCGUCAAACAGGUGUUACGGAGGGGAAAACAUACCGUUCUAUGUGGUCCCUUUUUUUUUGGGGUUUUUUUAUAAAUAAUAAAGCAUGUUCAUAAGAGGAACUUUCUCAUUAAAA